AGUUGGUUCUUGAGUUUGAUCCUGCUUGCAAGGGACUUCUCUUGGCUCUAAAACUAAAAGGAAAGUUUGAGCAUUUGAAGGUGGAAUUUUUUCUGUGAAAUUUCUCUAUCAUUUGUGUGUGUACUUGCGGGAUUUACAAAUGAAAUAAAAGGAAUCUGAGAGAGAGAAGAAGGAAGUGCACGAAAGGCCUUGUCUCUCGUUACAAAUGGAGCCAGGUUCCGAAAGUUGAUUGAAAAAUUCCUCUACAAUCUCCGUUUUCUGCGCUCUCUAAAGGACGAUUUUUUUUGGAGAAUUUUCCUCGAGGAGAUUUUUCCUUUUCGCGUGUGAAUUGCCAAAAAAAAGGGUUGCAAGGUGUGAGAAGAAAAUGCAAAUUGAGUGAAAAUUCUGCACGAGAGAGAACUCUUUUUUUUUCGAUUACAACGGAAUGUCCUUUUGCUUCUUGUUAAAUGAAGUGAAGGAUUGACUUUUAAAAGGGACAUUUUCUACCCCUUUUUGUGGAAAAUAAGAACCCAGAGAGAGAGAACAAAGUGCAAUUCCUUCCUUGUAGACGAUGCACCGUGUUGGGUGAGGACAAGGCUGCUGCAGAGAAGGAAAAUCGAAACUUUUCCUCCACAAGGAACUCUCUGUGUGAGUUAAUUCUCCGUGUGACGCGGCCACAAGUAAAGGAUCUUCGGUGGAAAUUUUUUUUGACAACAGAUUGUGAGGAAAAUUUCUAUUAGUGCGUGGUGGGAAAUAAAGGUUUUUCUGGGGGGGAUAGAGCAACGCCGAGGAGGUGGUAAAAAGGAAAACAAGAACAAUUUACAUGAAUCCUGGGAAUAUAUAAUUACAUAGAGCCUUCUCUCCUCUUCAUUGACUCUCUAGCGGAUGGAUUGGUGGUAUCGUUGGCUGUUGGUCUUUUGGGCCCUCCUGGGCAUCCCAUCGCCACCAUUCACCGAUUGCCGUGCGAGUAAUUUGGGUGGAAAUGGCAAGAAUCCCGAAACAUCCACGAUAUCAACGAGAAAAUGCAAAGUAACGGAAUUCCCGUGUGAAAAUGGGGGCUGUGUACCCCUUUCUCGGUACUGCGAUCAAAAAUUCGACUGCUCAGACCGAUCUGAUGAGCCUAAACUAUGCACAGUGUGCAAUCGAACGCUGUAUGGCGAAGUGGGCAAGACUUAUGAACUCGAUGUCCGGCAACCGAAGGAGCUUCCAUUUAUUUGUGAUUUCAAUUUCACCGCUCUCGGCAACGAGCACGGAGACAUAAUCCAGAUCAACUUCAACAAAUUCAAUGUGGGCCGGUUCACGUCCUUCAAGGAUUCAGGGUGCCACGAUGGCUCCAUGGCCAUCCGGGAGGCAUCACUACCCUCAUCCGGGGGUGUAUGGUGUGGCACAGCCUGGGGAUUCAAUUCCUACUACAGUGAGACACAAUCCAUUAAUGUGUCACUGAGAUUGUGGCGUCUGCCGGGAGGCUUGACCGCUGCAUCCACUGCAUCGGCUGGGAACUUUGAGUUUUCCCUCUCCUACAAAUUCCUCCGGAAGGGGGAUGCUCUCUUGCGGAGCGAUGAGACAGCAUGGAUGGGGGAUGCUGUCCCCGGAAGCUACUGCAACCGCCAUCUCUACGAUUGCGAUCAACGACGUGGCGGAUGCGUUAUACGUUCCCCCAAUUUUCCCGGUAUUUACCCACGUAACAUCACCUGCCUGUAUCGCAUUAGUCAACGCACCAUCCCCAAUGGGCUCCAUGCCAUGAUUGUCCUCCGGCAGAGUGACCGCCAUAAGCUCCACAUUAAGGAUCAAGCCCCGCAGAUGGAGCAAAAUAAUCGAAUGCUAAGAAGUUGGGAGCAAUGUGAUCUCGUGCAGGACUACAUAUCCGUACGCGAUGGCAAAUCACUCGAUGCUCCGGAGAUUGCGAGAUUCUGCGGUGGAGACACACUCCCGGAAAUCAUCGCUAGCGGCCCCGAUAUGGCCAUUGAAUUCAAAACAUCCCCCUACGAUAGUCUCUUCCACAAUUUCCAAGCACCCAGUCUCAUGGGCUAUGAAUUGCAAAUAAACGUGAAGUACGUGAAUGCAAAUUCUCAAUCCUUCGUCGCACCCGAGAGUCGCUGUGAAUUUACGAUAAAUGCUUUUGAGAAUCCAUUUGGGGAAUUGGAGUCACCGCGACAUACCCUUCCACCGAAUACCCUCUGCCGCUACUACUUCCAGGGGCGACAUCAUGAAACAGUUUGGAUUUCAUUCCUCAAAUACAAUUCAGCCCUGGACACGAGUGCAGUGUUCGAGGCACAAUCUGAUUGUGCACCGCAGCUUAGGAUAUGGGAUGGCAAGCUGGUUACGAGCAACAGAACUCACGGCUCACAGUACGACUUUACGCCCAAUUCGAGUCUUCUGGCGGAGAUUUGUCGCGAGGACGUGCCCAAACUCUGCUCUAGGUCAUUGAUCACAAAGAGGGCGAGACCAUGCACAGCUGAUGAGAGCUAUCUGUCGACUGGAUCUGACCUAACGAUGGAGUAUAAGCCGAAUCCGAAUGGCCCAGCACGGCUGUAUGGGCCAGUGGCGGCAUUUCGGUUGCGCUAUGAAUUUGUGGACACAUCCUUGGGGGGGACACCAUUGGAUCAACCCUUCCAGACGUCGCUGUUCGCCCCGGAGCCGGCUGCCCUCACGCAGUCCCAUUCCAAGUCAUGCAAUCGACUGUAUCGCUCCAUUUCCACGACUCGGGGCAUCUUCCGGUCCCCCACGAAUGUAUUCUUCUACGGACGUGGCGGAUCUGAGAACAUUUCCUGCACAAUUCGAUUUGAGGCUCGACGUGGAGAGAGUGUUAGACUGACCAUCACACGUGCCCGUUUUGGUGGGCGCUCCUGCCAGAAUGUUCAGAAUCGCUCGGGACGCUGGCAUUGUGAUCACCACGGGGGCCCCGUGGCGGAUCUACGUAUCGGUGAGGUACCCUGGUUGGAUGUGGGGCCCCUCCCGCGUGAUUGUAUUUGCUCAGACGUAUCCCGAUCACUCAUCCUGGCACCCCUUGCUGCCAAUAUUGUUGAAGUUCAAUUCAACACGCACAGCAUGAGCGUUGAUCAGGACUUUCGGGAUUUUUACUUCGAAGGAAGGUAUGAAUUUACAGCUGAUGGCUGUGCUACAGAUUGGAGUAUGAGACGCCUCAAGGGACGCAGUGGAAAUGCUUCCUUGUCAGCGUCUGAAUGUGCCCCACUAAUUCAGCCCUGGCUGCUAGAGCCGGAAUCCCCAGAGGGGUAUCUUGUGCUAAAGCUAAAGGGCUUCUGGAUGCCAACUGUGAUGCAAUCAGUGGCACCAUGUCCAACAGAUGCCCGGAUUACGGUGUACUCCACCAAUAAUCCAGGAAGUCAGAGAGACUUAUGCCCAACAACUGGGAAUGAUGUUGUGGCAUUUUCCGAUGGUUGGGACAGUGCAUUCGAAUACAGUCCCGUUGAACUGUCCAGGAAUCUCGUUGUGGAGUACAGAUCACCCUGGAAGUCUGGGAUUGAUAACUUGGAGUACAAGUUUUCCUGGAUGGAGGUCUAUCCGGCAAUUGGAUGCCACUACAAGUGCACAGAGCUACAGGCUUGCAUUGCACCAGAACUGUGGUGUGAUGGCAUCAAUCACUGCCCAUCGGGUCAGGAUGAAAGUUCCGUGGAAUGCAACAUCAAUCUACCCCUAUCACCGCUCUAUGUGGGCAUUGCCGCAGCCACGUUCACGCUACUGCUGUCCCUAACGGCAGGAUUGGCGGCGUGCGCUAAACGCAAGAAGAUCGAAGUGAAGCAACACUAUGAUGCUCAUGCGGAUGCCAAUGGACGCUUCCCACCGCAUCUAGCUGCACAUCAUCACCAUCUACCGCCGCACGCACUGCCACCCAUUUUUAUUGAUACACCCGCAAAGGAUAGCUUCUGUUGACAAGAGAUCGAGACUUCGGUGUAGCUGCCGGAGUCACGACAGCACCCGCCACGACUCCUUGCCACUGCAGCUGCACCACAUCGGGGUGAGUUCAUUUUCCAUUAGAAAACAAACAUGUACGUACACCUUCCCAUAAUUCCCCCUCAUCAUCCUUGGCUGUUAACACACUUUCCUGCCUCCAAAAAAAAAAGAAAAGACUUAAGCACUGAAAUCCCGGAAGAAGCAGUGAUGGUGAAGAGAAAUUUUUAAAGGAAAAUGAAAGAAUAUAUUUAAUUUUCUGUUUUCCAAUAGAAAUUUUCCGAUUUUCCCAAUGAAAUCGAAAAAAUGUGGAGUAUCUUGGGAAUUUCAUAGGAUUUCUCCGUGUAAUUCUCCAAUGUUCCCAUGGAAGUUUUCCUAUUACAUUUCUCCGUGUACUCUAACAAGUUUGAUGAAUUAUAAAGCUUAAUUUUGACUAAUUUAACCCACAAACAGACCCUGUAGUUCAUAAACAGAGAAAACAACUAAAAAUCAUUCCGCUUUGGUCGGCCAUCUUGAGAAUUUUUCAUAAACUCACUUUUUUUUAAUAUUCAACUUAAAAUUUUAGUCUCUGCUUAAAGCUCGUAUGAAGAUUGAAGAAUUUAGUUCAUUUUAAUUCGAAAAGUGAAUCAUAUUUCCCCUAUUUCCGUGUGGCUAUUGUCGUCUCAGCACUGGAUAUUAAUCUUUAACAAGGACAAAGCCAUAAAAAAUUUUUCUUUUUGCAUACAUUUCAAUGUUUUGCACAGGCCCUGUACACGGUCUACUUUGUUUUGAAGUUGAAGAGCAAAAAUGGCUCACUUUUUGUAUGGGAAUUUUUCGCCUUUGGUAAUAAAAUUUUAAUUUUUUGACAUUUAGAGUACUGAUCGCACGCUGAGAAUCUGUCAUUUUGUAGGUUAUUAGUUGUAGAAUUUAAUGGUACAAACGGAUUUGAGAUUGAUGCUGUCAGUAAAAAAGCGCAGUCCAACUUCAUUUUUUACCAAAGAAUUCCAUACAAAAAUUGAGUCGCGUACACGGCCUGGUUUUGCAACAAUCAAUGCUGAAAGAAGAUCUGAGAGAUAUAAUUUGUUGAAUUUUUUAGUGAAAUUAAGAAAUUUUGGGAAAAUGGAAAUAUCCUAAGACAUUCUACAAGCCACUGAUAUAAAUUUCCGUGGAGAAUUCUUUCGUUUCUCCACGGCAUUUUUACUAGUUCUCGACCUUUUUGCGUAUUUUUUCUGUACAUUUUCGGCACAUUAUCUUCACUAUUACGUUAAAGAAAUCUCUGUAUUCCUUACGGUACAAUUUUCUGCACUUUCUCAGGAAAUUAAUUAAUUUUUUUUAUUGUAUUUUCUCCACAAUUUCCCAAACUUUCUUCACAAUUUCUCAAUGUUUUCGCGACAUUUUUUCUAUACUUUCUCCAUCAAUUUCCCCGCAUUUAUUUCUUAGUUUUCUACAUUCAACUACACAAUAACUUUAUGUUUUCUCCACGUUUAAUAAAAUCCUAUUUUUCCUCACAUUUUCAACAAUUUCUCCACAUUUUCUCCGCUAUUAUCCUAUAAUUUCCUAUGAUUUCUCUUAAAUUUAUUCAUGUUUAUUUCCGAAUUUUCUCUUUACUUUCUCCACACUUUUUCCACAAAUUCUCCGCGUUGAUUUUCCAAUUUUCUACAUUCUACUCAAAAAAUCUUUUUUUUUUUUUCAAUUCUUCACCAUCACUGCUCAUAGAAAACCCCCUAAAAAAACUUCCACGUGAUUUCCAAAAAAAAAUAAAAGAAAAAAAAGCACUGGCAGUGAGCUAAAAACACGAUGAAGGAGUUAAUCGAAGCGAAAGGGUUGUGAAAAUCAUCUAUAUUAUUACAUAAUUUUUAUGAUUAAUCGUAAUAAGAUUAAAAUGUGAAAGAGAUAAAAAGGUAUAUAAAGUGCGAAAUAUCACUCAAAAUCAUUGUGAAUUCUAAGCAAUACGUAUUUGGUGAAUGAAGAUGAAUUAAGGAAAAAAUAUUCGUUUUUAAAUUAAAGAGAAAAAAAAAACGCACGAAAAACUAUAUUUUAUGGAAAAAGCUUUGAGCAGGAUUUUUUUUUGGAAGGAUUUCUAUGAAUGUUUCGUACGUUUUUCGUUGUUGUUGUUUUUGUUGUAAUGUGCACAAUGAAGCUUCCAUCCACCCACCACAACCAACUGAACUUUCUCCAUCCAAAUAAACUGCUUAAUGACUCCCUCAUCUGACCUAGGAUGUUGUGUAGUAUAUAGUACGAUGGAGUACCACACAACAACUCUCCUCCACAUAUGGUGCCGAGCAUAAUUUUCUCACACACAGACGAGCAACAAAAAAAGGGGUUGCACAUGAGAAAGACAAAUUAGCUAUAUAUUAAAGCUCAGCAUUUCACAAGUCACGUUUAGCUUUUUUUCUUCCUCCCCCGUUUUCUUUUAACCCUCCCACCCACACACCCCCAGCCCGACAAAAAGGGUAUGUGUAUGGUGAAAGAAAUCUCCCAAAAGAACACGCAUUUUCCUUUCAAUUUACCCAAAGAAAGGAGACCGGGUGCUAAAGAAAAGAAAAUCCUGCUCAAGUUUCGCCCGAUUUUCUUCCCAUUUCUGCACGAAAGCGCUCCCCGAAGAAGGAGAAGUUGGAUAAAAAAAGUGCGAGAAAGGUGGGUGAAGAAAAAAUAAAUUCAAAAGAGAGCACAACGAAUAUUAACUAUUUGAACUUGUAAAUAGCAAAAAAAGGCACUCGUUUUCUCGAGAGUGAUAAAUUUUACUGUGAGUGCGAGAGUUAAGUAAAGAAAAGAGAAAAAAGAUGUUUGGGUGUGCAAAGUAAAUCUCUGUAAGUCUGCAACAGAUGGAAGAAAAAAAAAAGAUUCCUUACAAAAAGGAAUAAAAUCUUUUAAGAAGAAAAAAGAGAAAUUCGUACUUUGUUGAUGCUAUUUUGUUAACAUUUCAUGAAGAUUUUCUCUAGAAAAGAAAAUCCACCAAAAAGGUGUUAAUUUUCUUUAAUUAAUUGUAAGUAAACUCCUUGAUUUUUUAAUUCCAUCCUUUUCCUGUAUUUUAGUUCUUGAAAGGCUUUGCAAAAAUGUUCUGAUUUAAUUUAAAACAUUAAAUAAUUUCUUUAUAUAAAAACAUCCCUCUUAGAGAUUUAUUUAGAACAUUAUUUUGUCCAAGGGGUGCUUAUCUGGCUGAAAAUUAUGCAAAAUUCGAUUCUUUUAUUUUUGAAUUUAUUCCCAUUACUUGGGAAGAAUUAAAAAUUCAAUUUAGGAAGAAAAUUGUGAAUAAUUUGAUUGUUUUCAAUGAAGAAAUGACAGAUAAAUGAGAUAAACAGAAUAUACGAUAAAAAUGUUAGAAAAAUGAUCAAAUUCUUCUAUAUCACCGGGAGAACCUGAAUUUCUAACCUCAAACUUUUAAGCUUAAUUUCCUAUUAGAAAGAAAACGUUUUUUUCCGAUGUUUCUUUGACGAACUUCUAGCAUUUGAAGUCGCCUAGAUGUAGAAUUCAUCAAGAUAAGUUGGACAGAUUGUCAGACAGUUGGGCAGCAAUUACCACUUUUGUACUCAAAGUGUUAUUUUUUUUUGGGCUGGACGUUAUAAUCUAACUCUCUUAUACACAGAAAAAAAUUAAUUUGUGAAAUGUUUGUCAAAUUUCUUGAAAGUUUUGUAAGUUCUCCGUCCAUUUAUAAGGAGAAAUUGACCUUUUGCUUUGUGAAAGUAAGUUUCACCUCCUUUUGAGUACAAAAGAAUGUCGAAAUUCUCUUCCAAAGUUUGGAAUUUUCGUUUUAACCUCCAAAUAUGAUAUCUUACCAAUUUUGGGAAUAAAUUUCUACAUUCUUUUGCCUUAAAAAAGAAGGUUAAUACCACUUUUACGAACCGAAAAGUUAAUUUUUCCAUAUAAAUGGAAGGAAAACUUACAAACCUUUCAGGGAAUUUAACAAACAUUUUACAAAUUAUUUUUUCCGUGUAGCCAUAAGUGAUCAAAUUAAAAUUUCAAAAUUAUAAAAUGUGAUUAAAAACUCACAAAAUAUGUGGAAAUUGCGCAAAAUUUGAUAAAAAAUUGUUAAAAAAUACACAAAGUUCAGUAAAAUUAAUAAAAUCUACGCAAAACUUGGUAGAAUACAUGAAAAUUGUGCAAGAUUCGCUAAAAUGAAGAGUAAAAUUAGCGAAAAAUUCUGUAAAAGCUUACAAAAGAAGUUGAAAUUUUUAUCUAUUUUUAAAAUAAAAAUACAAAGAGUAUUUUUAUUUUAUUUUUCCAUUCUUUCAAACCUUUCAAAGUUCGAUUUGGGCUGAUAUCCCCCAAAAUAAUUGUAUUAAUUGAGUACAGAAAUGAUUUAAAAAAAAAUGAUUAAAAACUAUCAAAUAGCUAACAAAUAAAUUUAAUACCGGUAUUCGGAAUACUUUUAAAUAUUCCUCAAAAAAAAUCCCCCAAAAUCCGCCAGAUAAACACCCCUUGUUUUUUUUACAGUGUUAUGCCGAAACUAAUUCAUCUGAAAGCUCUUUCAAAAUCAGGAUUAACACGAAAAAUUUUUGUUUAAAAGAGUUAAAACUUUUUUUUUAGCUUCAAAUGAAAGAGAAAUGGUUAAAAUAUAAUUUGCACAGUGUGUGUGUCAGAAUUUUCACCUUCCCCUCCAUUCCCAGCAGUGUGACCUUUUUCACACGCGCAAUUUCCAUUUAGAGGGAGUCAAAAAUUUUCAUUACACUCUCCCGGGGCCGACAAGCAAUUUAAUAGACUGUAAAAUUACUCCACUCCUGCCGCAUUUGCAGAGGAAAAGUAUAUUCUCUCCUCGUCCUGGGUUGGAAGGAAUUUUAUUUAUUUCUAUUCGCACCUUACAUUCAAUUGGGGAAGAAAUUAAUUUUCAUCCAUAGGGUUACGUAUAAAGUUCUUUUUUUUCCUUCUAGGUGGCUUUAGCUAAUUUUUCUGCGAGAUUGGGGUAAAGGGGGUAAAGAAAUUCAAUCUGCACAGGUGUUGGGAUUAUAUUUUCCGCAAAAUUAUCCCGAGAAAAAGGGUAUCGAAAUGAAUGAAAUAUUCAUAAUAUAUAAAUAAUCAUGAGAAUAGGGGGAGUGGGGGUACGAUGAAUUAUUAAUGGGGAAAAUGAAGAAAAUAGAAAAAUUAUUGAGAGGUGUGACCGAGUGAUUUGAUUUUUCCCAUCAUCAUACACUUCUGGCCGUAAUUCUUUGAACAAUUUGCAAGAAUAUUGAAUUGGAAAAGAAAAGAAAAUAAUUGCAAAAAAACGGCUUGACCGAUUUUUAAACAUACAGUCGAAAUUCUUCAAAUCUGUUGGUCAAAGCUGGAGUAAUAAAUAAAUUUAAAUUUAUAUUAUUUAAUGAGAACUAACAAACGACAAAACGUAGGAAAAUACUUUGCUUUGACAGCUUCUGUCAGUUGCCAUAAAAUUGUACAAAUUUUCAUUUUUUCUUUAAUUUUCAUUAAUUUGGAAUUCUCUUAAAUCAAAAUUUUCUUUAAUAAAGAUACUUCUCUUGCGCAUUUCCCAAGUUAUCUGUCAUUUCUAAAUUGCAAUAAAACUGCAAAACAGCGCCAUCAUUUUCAUUUUUUUAUUAGUCAAAAGAAUGGCUAUAGAUCUAUCACAAAAUUGCCAUAAAAUCAUCUAACAGUGUCCUAAUUUUAUAUACACGGCUCUUGUGAUGAAUUCUAAAACUUAAGCAUUUUAGAGCAAUUAUUAUUGCCCGAUUAUAACCCUCAAAAUUAACAAGACGAAAGAUUAGAAAUGUAUAAUAAUAUCAAAAAUUCCUCCAUUAUAAUGUAAAGCCUAAAGAAAAUACUGAAAAAAUUAUUCUGAAUUUGCUGAAAUUGUAUUUGCUAACCUAUUAUAAUAUCUAAUUUAUUCUGUAUUGAAACAUCUAGAAAAUUGAGGUUAUGUUUACUACAAUUUGAUAUUUUUUACAUGAAAAUUAUAAUUUUUUUUUUACAAUUAAUCCAUUCAUUCUAUUUGCAAAAUAUCUUUUCAAAUUUCAAUAAAAUAAACGAUCUUUACGGUCUACUUUGACUCCUUUAGUUUUACUAAAAGGACUCUAGAUUAGACGCCAUUUUUUUGUUCUUUAUCUCUCCCUUUCGCAUUAAAAUUAAUACGCUGUCUCACCAUCCCUAAUCAUUUCUAUUAAAUUAAUCCUUUAAGUUUAGUUUGUCAAAAGGGCCAAAAACAAUUUAAUGCAGCACUUAAGCUGAAUUUAAUCUUUGUGAAAACCUAACCUAACUUUAAUGAUACGCUAUUUUGUGAUUUUUUUGCAUUUUCCAUGAAACACCAAAUGACCAUUUUUAUUCUUGCAAUUUACAUUAAAUCGUUGAAGAUAUUUCUUCUCUGUUUCUCCAUGAGAAAAAUGCAUGACUUCCACCAUGAGCUAAAUAAUUUUCCAAUUAUCUCAUCACUUCUCUUGGUUGGAGACUACGCGCGGUACAAAUUGAGAAGAAUGAUGGUGGAAAUGUUGCCACAAGUGUUUCAAUGGACGGUCAUGUAUAGUAUAUAGUAUAGAAUAGUAGUAGAAUAUAAUUCUGGAAUUCCGUUGUGAGUUCAAUCAUCAGAAUUGUUGGCGUAAAUCACUCUUUUCUCUCUCUCUUCUUUCUCCCUGUAUAUUCUAUCCACCCCUGCUCUUCCAGAUGGACAGAAAAAGUGGAAUAAUUCAGAAGUAGAACAAAGGGUUAGAGGGGGGGGGUGGAGGUGGAGUAUGACGAAAGAGUUAAUAUUGUGAUGUGAUAAGAAUUGCAUACAAGUCAGAAUGGCUGGGAAUGGGGUAACAACAUCGCCUGAAAAAAUUGCUGAAAAGGAAGAACAAGAAAAAAAAAACACUUGAGGAUUCUCUCGGUCUAUUUAUUUUAUUUAUGUAGUAUUGUGUUUUUGCUCAUUCGUAGAGAUGAAGUGGAAUGAAUAAAAGUAAAAUUAUUAUGAAUAUACUUGCUUAGUAAUUUAUCAAGUUAUUUUUCAACAUCAAGAGAAAGGGAUUAUUCAUUUUUUGAGGACAGAUAAAAGAAAAAUCUUCCAGAGUCAAAAAAUUACGUUUAAAAUUUUUUAUGAGUUAUUUAUGAUGGGAUUUUCCUUUAAAAUGCAUUAGCCACCCCUCCCAUUGCAGCCCAAAAAUUCUUUUAUCUUGAUGAACGAUUCUGUUUAUCAGUCAAAGUAUUUACUUCAAUAUGGCAGUAUUGUACCUUAUUUUGUGUUGUUUAUAUGCAGAAAGCAUAUGCUUCAGUGCUUCAACUGAUGAUCUAUGAUGAUUAAAGGAAAGUUUUCAAAGUAAAUAUUGAACUAAAAUCUGUUUUUUAACUUAUAAAAUGUAUAAAAUACUAAAUUCCAGUAAUAACUUCACAAAAGCAUUUCCAUUGUGCCUGAAUUGUAACUCAUUUUCGUUUUUAAGUGCAUAGAGCUUAUGCUCGGCGCUUAAAUUAAUUUUUAAAAAUAAGUUGUUUUUGUACAUUUUAGUCCAAGAUUUGCAUUGUAAAGCAAUAACUUAAAACAUAAACUACUCGAAGCACUGAAGCAUAUGCUUCGUUCACAAAAAAAAUACAUUAAAUUGAGCUAAAUAUGUGGUGUGGAUACAUUCAUAAAUUUCAAUGAAUACUUUUCCACAAAAACGAAAUAUCUUCUUGAAAUAUUUUUUCUAAAGUUUAAUUUAUCUUUUUUCUUGAAUUUGAAAAGAAAAAUUACGCGGGAAAAAAGUUUUCUGUUGAAGGAGAAAAAUAAUGUUGAAA
Lutzomyia longipalpis is the source of this 11535-nucleotide messenger RNA. RefSeq lists its product as uncharacterized. The coding region runs from base 865 to 3870 and encodes 1001 amino acids. The record is from RefSeq and is a predicted model, not a curated record. The transcript has 11 exons. Gene Ontology annotation, cellular component: plasma membrane. NCBI's taxonomy places the organism in Eukaryota, Metazoa, Arthropoda, Insecta, Diptera, Psychodidae. Gene Ontology annotation, molecular function: protein binding.